CCGGCAGUGCCGAUCGAGAUAAGCUCAACGUACAGGACACGUGAGAACAAUUUGACUACACACUACCACAUAAACAAUCCGGCGAUUCAACAAACCACAGAAACUCCUGUUUUCUCUUGACUCACCCUCACUCUCCCCCCCUACAUAACCCAAACCAUUUCAGGUAUAUCCAAGCUCUAUCGUAUAUCCUCACUCUUUAGAUAUUCUUUACCCAUCUUCCAUCAUGUCAGAGAAGGACCUUUUAAAGGCGGCGGAUCUUUUGCAGGCGGCGGACCUCGAAUUACAGGCCGCGCCACCAUCCAGAGCUCGUAAGUUACAGGCCGCGUCGCCAUCCAGAGCCCGUAAGUUCAAGAUUGUCGGCACCCUUAUUUUCGCCGCUUUUUGGUUCUCUGCCAUUUUCUUUCAUGUGGUGCCAUCCCUCGCGCAUGAAACUGGGGUUGCCUCUAAAUACCACGCCGAGGGCGCCAAGCACGUCAGAAAGAAUGUCAUUUUCAUGGUUUCCGACGGCAUGGGUCCAGCCUCGAUCUCGCUUGCCAGAAGUUUCCGCCAGUUUCGCGACGAGCUUCCGUUUGGCAACACCUUGGCCUUGGACAAGCACAUGAUUGGCUCCUCCCGCACCUUGUCCGACUCCUCGCUCGUGACAGACUCUGCCGCUGGUGCCGUAGCCUUUGCGUCAGGCCAGAAGACCUACAACGGCGCCAUUGGUGUCAACCCAUACAAGGUGCCUAUUGGGACCAUCUUGGAGGCUGCCAAGUUGCAGCGGAACUAUAAGACCGGCUUGGUGGUAACCACGCGCCUUACGGAUGCCACGCCUGCAGCCUUCUCAGCGCACGCGGACUAUCGUUUCCAGGAAGAUUUGAUUGCGCAACAGCAGUUGGGUGGCUAUGAAUUGGGCCGUGUGGUUGAUUUGCUUAUUGGUGGCGGCAGAUGCCACUUCCACCCGGUUGCUGAGGGCGGGUGCAGAGCCGACGCGACCAACUUAAUCGUGCAGGCCCAGACCGACGGCUGGCAGUACGUCUCCGACAGAGCUUCCUUCGACAAGUUGGGGGCCAAGGGCGAACAUGUGCAGUUGCCGUUAUUGGCGCUUUUAGCCGAGGGCGACAUCCCGUACGAUUUGGACAGAAACGCAAGCGUGUAUCCUUCGUUGAAGGAGGAGACAACCGUUGCGAUGAACGCAUUGCUCCAGGCUUCUCUAGAUGAUGACACCAGUGAAGGUUUCUUCUUGCUUGUGGAAGGCUCCAGAAUCGACCACGCGGGACACCACAACGACCCAGCGGCACAGGUGCGUGAGGUGUUGGCCUAUGACGAGACUUUCCAGCAGGUUUUGGACUUUGUGAACAAACAUUCCAGCGAAACCGAGCAGUUUAUCGUGUUAUCCACCUCUGACCACGAAACCGGUGGCUUGGCCACCUCCAGACAGAUCUCCCCAAGCUACCCAGAUUACGUGUGGUAUCCCGAGGCACUUGACAACGCUUCUCACUCCGGGGAGUAUGUGGCGGCCAAAUUGCGCCAAUUCCAGGCGGCAGAUGAAGCAGAAUUAGGAAAGUUUAUCGGCGAAACCUUGCGCUCCGAUUUGGGGAUCGUGGACUACACUGAAGAUGACAUUAAGACGUUGAGCAGCAUCCGUGACAACGCGAUUGACUACUUGAACAACUUGGUUUCCUUCAGAUCCCGCACCGGUUGGUCCACUCACGGUCAUUCUGCCGUUGACGUCAACAUCUACGGGUACUCCCCAAAGAGGAAGGUGAUGGGCGAGAUCUACGAGAAUUUGGCUGGUAACCACGAAAACAUCGAAAUUGGCCAGUUCAUGCAACGCUGGGUCGAUGUGGAUAUCAGCAAGAUUACCCAGAAGAUCAAGAACGUUGAGCAUUCUCCAAAGGACGGUGUUUCCGCUGAGAGUGUUUCCGGGGAUGCCUAUCAUUUCAACGUGUAAUCUGGCUAUCAGUUUCAUGGAGUUGCUAGAUCAGUUUAUUUAUUUAAUACCCGUUCAAUACUUGGCAUGUAGUCUAUGUGAAAGUGAGUUUGAGGAGAUAUGAUAUUGAUAGAGCACAUUAAUCUCUGGAAGUAUGCUUCUGGACGUUCAAACAUGACUGGACAGUGCAAUGCUAAAGCAUAUCGUGUUUAUCUAUGACUAUGGCGGAUUAUUUAGCAACAUAAUACAAGUUAAUAU
Molecule: messenger RNA, 2170 nt
Organism: Babjeviella inositovora NRRL Y-12698
Lineage: Eukaryota; Fungi; Ascomycota; Pichiomycetes; Serinales
Exons: 1
Coding region: 224-1933 (569 amino acids)
Biological process (GO): dephosphorylation
Cellular component (GO): fungal-type vacuole membrane
Molecular function (GO): alkaline phosphatase activity
Source: RefSeq, a predicted model, not a curated record